Nerophis ophidion (straightnose pipefish) is the source of this 1350-nucleotide messenger RNA. It is a transcript of the gene scoca, whose product is annotated as short coiled-coil protein a. Lineage: Eukaryota; Metazoa; Chordata; Actinopteri; Syngnathiformes; Syngnathidae. The coding region runs from base 342 to 695 and encodes 117 amino acids. Gene Ontology annotation, cellular component: trans-Golgi network. The record is from RefSeq and is a predicted model, not a curated record. The transcript is spliced from 7 exons.
UCGAAGACAGUCCAUGGACUGUCUUUGUUUCGCUGCAGUGAAACAAAGACACGCUGAGAUAAUAUUCAAUUUUCUGAGGCACAAAUAAGUAAGGAUGCCAAACUGAGGAAGGAAAAGGAAAGUAAGACCAUGGAGGGUGACAUCUCAGGCCGGGAAGAAGAGACAUUUACUGACAUCUCGCUGGCAGACGACAGAGCGCCCCCUUGGAUGAAAGUAGUGACUGCCACGCUGAGGUCAAUUACAGGAAUCCACCUCACAUUCUUCCGUCGUCAUCAUCGCUGUGUGCGCUCAUAACAACACUCCGUGUGUCGGAGAGUACGCAGUCUUGAAUUGGAUGGUCAAUGGUGUAUUUGCAACAUGGUGAAGUCCAGGGAGUGGUCCAAGAAGUCAAAAGAGGAGUGGACAGCAGACCUGCAGCCCUGUAUACUAAGCCGGAGAACGAGCUUUUUAUCAUGAACUGUGAUAUAGAUGGGGACAUGGAAAACCAGGUGGAGAUGGAGGAGAAGACGAGGCUUAUAAAUCAGGUGUUAGAGCUUCAGCAUACACUUGAAGAUCUUUCAGCGCGCGUGGAUGCAGUGAAAGAGGAGAACUUGAAGUUAAAGUCGGAGAACCAGGUCCUCGGGCAAUACAUUGAGAACCUCAUGUCUGCGUCCAGCGUCUUUCAGACCACCGACACCAAGAGCAAACGGAAAUGAGGACAUCCUGUCUCCUCCUACCACCUGACAUGUCGGUGUGCUGCCUGAGCAAACCUGAAUCCAUCACGAAAACUAUUGACGCUUUUAAAAAAUUAUUUAUUGUCCUGUUUGUAAGUCAUGUCCGCACAUUGCAUGAUCUUGUUUUGUUCUACUGCCAAGUUGUUCCUGUAAAAUGGUUAUUAUUGUUAUGGCAUGUACACCUAAUUGUCACUUUUGUUAAUUAACAAUAGUCUUCAAAUAAAACUGUAUUAAUAAGUUGUCUGUUUUUAACCAUGCUGGAUACAAAAUAAAUGAGUGAAGUGCUGAAUAUAUUUUAAGAGACAGGAAGUAGGGAGGAGAUGCUUUCUACUGUGAGGCUGCCAGAAUAAAAGUAUUAUUGAUUAUUAUGGAUACAAUCAAGGCUGCCUGCAAACGAGAGGGAAGGUGCUUAGAAAAAAGGUGUGUCCAUUAAAAACAAGCAAGAACACUCCAAAAUUGUACUUUUUGUCCAAAUAUUUUUUUACUUUGUGUGUUAGUAAGAAUGGGCGUAGAAGGAUCGAUAGCUGGGAUUCGUUAAAUCAUUUUGAUAUUUUUAAGUUGUAGUAAAUGUUUUGAGUACAGUAGAUAUCCUGCACUGUUCCUUUUUUUUGUUUUUAAUAAAAGCUCAAGAUCCGUG